Penicillium antarcticum is the source of this 3156-nucleotide messenger RNA. Its product is annotated as putative serine/threonine protein kinase (Kin4). The record is from RefSeq and is a predicted model, not a curated record. Gene Ontology annotation, cellular component: cytoplasm. The coding region runs from base 1 to 3156 and encodes 1051 amino acids. Gene Ontology annotation, molecular function: protein serine/threonine kinase activity; tau-protein kinase activity; ATP binding. The transcript is spliced from 2 exons. Lineage: Eukaryota; Fungi; Ascomycota; Eurotiomycetes; Eurotiales; Aspergillaceae. Gene Ontology annotation, biological process: protein phosphorylation; intracellular signal transduction; microtubule cytoskeleton organization.
AUGAGCACUUCCCGUCAGCCGGCUGUGCUCCCCACCCAUACUUCCCCAGGAUCGACUAGCACCGCGUCUCCCUCUCAAAAGAAUGCUCGUAACGCCUAUCCCGACAUGUUAGGUUCACCGCCGGUUCCUCCCCCGCGAACCUCGUCAACAAACCACAGCCGCCGGAGUCCGAACGGGGCCCCGGGCGAAAAACACAGUUCCCGAGGAAAGAGCAGGACCGAGCGAAAGGAACACCGCGAGCGUCCACGUGAAGACCGAAACGGCAAAUCACGGAGACACCAGGGAGAAGAGAGUUCUGGCGAAGUGGAGCGAACAGCGCCACCGGUCCAACCCGAGAUGGAGCCCGAGGGAAAUCUAGUGAAGGAGUCUAAUGCCGUGCUCAACUCUGUUCAGGUCAGCGACCCUGUCGUGGACCACGAAAGAGAGCAGGUGCGACAAGUUGGCGCAUCGACAGAGCACGCCUCCUCAUCGGGCUUGGCCCCUGGAUUUGAAGGCGCAGAAGAGGCUCGCGGGCCUCGCAGUCGACAUGAUUACAACAACGGAAAUAUCGUCAAGCGCAAGGAGACCACUUUCGGCUCUUACAUUCUUGGGCAAACUCUCGGUGAGGGUGAGUUCGGAAAGGUCAAGCUGGGCUGGAAGCGCGAUGGCAGCAUCCAGGUAGCUAUCAAGCUUAUUCGGAGGGACUCUCUGGGAACGAACCCCAGUAGACUACCGAAGAUCUACCGCGAAAUUUCUAUUCUACGCGAUCUGGCACACCCUAAUAUUGUACGCCUCCACGAAAUGGUGGAAACCGACCGACACAUUGGUAUCAUCAUGGAGUAUGCAUCAGGAGGUGAGCUGUUUGACUACAUCUUGAACAACCGCUACCUGAAAGACAAUUCUGCGCGCCGACUGUUUGCUCAGCUCGUUUCGGGAGUUGGCUAUCUACAUAAGAAGGGAAUUGUCCACCGUGAUCUGAAACUGGAGAACUUGCUUCUCGACCGGAACCGCAACAUUAUCAUUACGGAUUUCGGAUUCGCCAAUACCUUCAAUCCAGUAGACCCGCUGGACGAGGAGAUCGAGUACAACUUGACUAACAAGGAAUAUGUCAAGCGGAAGCGCCUGGACAAGGUUAAUGGCGAUGGUUUGCGCCGAGGCGAUCUGAUGCAGACCAGCUGUGGCAGUCCCUGUUACGCUGCUCCCGAGCUGGUUGUGAGCGACUCCUUAUACACAGGUCGCAAGGUCGAUGUGUGGAGUUGUGGUGUCAUCUUGUAUGCCAUGUUGGCUGGAUACCUUCCCUUUGACGACGACCCAGCAAACCCCGACGGCGACAACAUUAAUCUUCUGUACAAAUACAUCGUCACCACACCUCUCACAUUCCCCGAAUAUGUAACACCACAUGCACGCGAUCUUUUGAGGAGGAUAUUGGUUCCCGACCCGCGGAAGCGUGCAGAUCUGUUUGAGGUAGCCCGGCACAGCUGGCUCAGUGAAUACUCGCACGUUGUGUCUCAUAUCACAAGCAGCACAACAAAUGUUGCGGACAUUGCCAACACCACAAUUCCUUCCGGUGAGACCAGUUCCUUUCGAAUGCUCAGUUUGAAACUUACAGUUACAGAAAUACAAAAAGAAGCUCCCCCUCUCGCCCGAAGUGCCUCUGUGCGCGAACCACCCAAGACAUCUCAAAGCAAUGUCCCAGCUGUUGGUGGUCUGAACCACCAUGCGGGAGAUAUUUCGCAAGACUCGCCAUCCGAAAAGUCCAAAACCACCCGCGACGCCAAGCGAAGAACCGUCCAAGUCGAGUAUGUUGCUCCUCAGUCACAAACGACCAGAGGAGAACCUCCAGUAGAAGCAACGACCUCUCGCCGAGCUCCAGCUCCGGCAGAACCAGCUAUGGCGCCAGUGCAACCAGCAGAGCCAGUCCAAAAGAAGGGCGCAGAUGCGCCGGCGCUCAACCUCAACAAGCCCCUUCCAGGAUAUUUCCCGCGCUCGACCUCGGAUAACGCAGCACUCACUGGGUCGCAACACGUUGGGCUUCCAUCGGGAGCCCGGCCCGCCACUGGUGGCUCCAUGGCUUCCUUCAACAACGCUGGUCGUUUGCCUUCUCGUGGUUCCUACGGACAGCCGGUGGCUCCUACCGUUACCGCAACUAAUACCGAAGGCCGCUUGGCACAGCCGAAGAGCAGACAGUUCACCCUUCCUCAGGAACCAGAGACCUCUAGUACAUCGAUCGGUCGUCCAAGUACCCAGGUAUUGCCCUCAAAAUUCAACACGACUCCUCGACAAGAGCCACCAAAGGGCCACAAGAGAUCCAACACUGUUUCCAGCCUUGGCGAGAAGCUUUUCGGACGCUCUGGCUCAAUCAUGGGUGGUCGUGGCUCUCAAGCCAACGCACCUCGCACAAAACAAGACAAGCGUUACCCUCCAGUCAGCAUGAAGGAACCACUGCCGAGAGAGAAUUCCAGAAUGUCCAUGGACUCCCGGCGUUCCAUGCAAUAUCCCCAUAACCGCAAGGCAAGCGAAUCUGGUCUCGAGAACCGCCCUCGACGGUUCUCCCUUCUCCCGCAAUCCUUCUCCUUCCGAGGCUUCUCCACCGGCCGAGCUCAAAUACCCGAUGAACAUGCAGAAAUCCCUCGCCCUAUCGAGUCACGUGGUCAACAACGGCCAGCUACAGGCCCUGCAGGCCCUGGAGAAGGUCGGGCUCGCUCGACAAGCUAUGGCGCUCAAGAUGCCAUGGGAAUGGUAAGCGAGGGACCUGGAGAGGACGUUCAUGCCGAAAACGAGCCUCUCAGCUACGAAGCCCAAAUCGACCGGCAAUUCGCAGACCUGGGCACUCAAUUCGACCCGCAACAGGAUCCCUUCGGUAUGCCAUCGGCUGAACAGGUGUACCAAAACUCUCGAGACCGAGACCAGUACUCUGACAAGAACUAUGGCUACCAGUCCAAGCCCAACUACUACGACGACUACAACGGCACCUAUGACAGUAUGCCUCGUCAGUCAAUGCAGGCUGGUCGCUCAAAUCGUGGUCCGAACGUUUUGCAAAAGAACCACCGCAAAUUCGCCGAUGCCUACGAAUAUGAGCGGGACGGAUCCCACCACUCUGGCAGCUCUGGUGCAGCACGCAAAGUCAUGGAUUUCUUCCGCAGACGUGCCAAGUCUAGAGCUGGCGAUGAGCGUUGA